GGUGGCCUCGGCGUGACUCUCCGCCGGUGCCGUGACCGGUGGCUCCCGCAGGAGCGGCGCCAUGGCGGCCGACUCGGAGGUGCUGCACUUCCAGUUCGAGCAGCAGGGAGAUGCCGUGCUGCAGAAGAUGAACCUCCUGCGGCAGCAGAACCUCUUCUGCGACGUCUCCAUUUACAUCAACGACACGGAGUUCCCGGGGCACAAGGUGAUCUUCGCCGCCUGCUCCACCUUCAUGCGGGACCAAUUCCUGCUCAACCAGUCGCGGCAGGUGCGGAUCACCAUCCUGCAGAGCGCCGAGGUGGGCAGGAAGCUGCUGCUCUCCUGCUACACAGGAGCUCUGGAGGUGAAGAAGAAGGAGCUGCUGAAAUACCUCACUGCUGCCAGUUAUCUCCAGAUGGUCCACAUCGUGGAGAAAUGCACCGAGGCUUUGUCGAAGUACUUGGAGAUCGAUGCUUCCAUGGAAAGCGGCCAUCAGGCUGCUGAGAGGUGCCAUUCCUCGGAUGCUGAACUGGGAAACGGGGAGGAGGUGUUGGAUAAAGACUGUGAAAUAAUCGAGAUCUCUGAGGACAGCCCAGUGCACCUGGAGUACCCAGUAAAACAGGAGGAGGGGGACGACUCACAGCCUGCAGAGCAGAACUUGGUCUCAGAAAGAAAGGACACAAAAACCCCAGAAAUAUCAACAGUUGAAAUCGGAUAUAAGGAUGAUGAAAUCUGCAUCUUCAGAAUGGAUUCUAUGAGCGUAGCAAACGUAGAAAAUGAUCAUUUUCCUCAGCCUUGCACAUCCUCUAAAUCAAACUUAUAUUUUCCGGAAACCCAGCACUCCUUGAUCAAUUCUACAGUUGAAAGCAGAAAUACAGAAAUGUCAGGAAAUCCCUUUCAGGGUUUUGUCAGUGACAAUCCAGAAGGAACUUCCAGUCUGGUGAAUGGGUUCCAGAGCCUGGAUGACUCUGGCAGCUCUUGGCGGCACCAAUGUCCAAAGUGUCCGAGGGGAUUUCUCCAUCUUGAGAACUAUCUCCGACAUCUUAAAAUGCACAAACUCUUCCUGUGUUUGCAGUGUGGCAAAACGUUCACACAAAAAAAGAAUCUCAACCGACACAUCCGGGGGCACAUGGGCAUCCGGCCCUUCCAGUGCAUGGUGUGCCUGAAGACCUUCACUGCCAAAAGCACCCUCCAGGAUCACCUGAACAUACACAGCGGGGACAGGCCCUACAAGUGUCACUGUUGUGACAUGGACUUUAAACACAAGUCUGCUCUUAAAAAGCAUUUAACUUCUGUUCACGGAAGGAGUAACAGCGAAAAACCCAACCUGAAUGCUAUCACAAAAAUUAAAAUAGACUAUGAUUAACAGAUGGGUGGUUGUGGAGCCAGGCUCCACACAGAGCUCCUGCUUAGUGAAAUUCUAGAUGAAAUUUUCAAUUCCCCCCAUAUUGGAGAUUAGCACAAAGAUGUGACUGGUGAGCAAAGACAGGCCUUGCGACCAGCCAGCUUGCCUGCUGCACUAAGGCUGCUGUUGCUGUAAGUGCAGAAAAGGUGCUUACUAGUUGAGAGUAAACUGCAAAAUGCAGGAAAUUAUUUCAUGCUUCUGUUCUUGAUACAUUCAAAUUCCCCCCCAAAUUGUUUUACACUCCCCUGUUCAAACUGUUACUGACACUGCAAUAAGCUGAAGCUUCAGCUGUAUUGUUCCUGAUCGAUACCAGCUGAGGAAAGGGAAUGUUCAUAUUUAUCCAGCCAGUCAGUCAUUCCCACCCAGUUCUUGUGUCAUUUGCAGUGAAAUUAUCUCCUUACUUGCCCAAACUUUGCUAGAUCUUUCAACAGGAAGAAGGCAUAUUUUCAUUCUCAAAAAAGAACACACAACCCAAAAAUAACCCAGGAAGCUUUCAAGUUGCCUCUUGCAAAUAGAGAAUUGGUAAAAGAGAAAUAAUCAGUAUUGCCUUGCAGUUCAUUUUUAACUUGAUAGUCUCAUUAAAAGGACUUGGUCUCAGUUUUAUGAAUGAGUUCUGAGUUUUUCUAAACUUCUUUGUUCUGAUAGUUUUUUCUGUCAUAACAGUGUUUUGCACCUGUAUUUGACUAAUUCCAGUUGAAUCAGUCCUGUUUAUUGAGCUGUGACGUUUGCCUUCAUUUUUUACAAAUCAUAGAUACAUAGAGUGGUGUGGACAAUUAAGCUGUGUGCUGUGUGCAGUUUCUAUGUCACUGUGGAGACAUGAUCCUUUAAUUAGGAGCAGCUUAGACACAGAGGUGUUCUCAUGCUCUAGUUCAAUGACACAGUAAAGCAGUAACCACGUGUGUUUGGGUAGGUGUGUCUGUACGUGUCAGAGGGCAUUUCUGUUUCAUCACAAGUGUUUAAGCCCUCUAACACAGAAUCUUUAUCCUCUACCUGUCUUGGACUGGUGUAUGUUUCUUCCACUUAAUAUGAUAUGAAUAAAGAAUUGAUGAAGUUGUUAAUGUGCGAUAAUGGUACUUACAUUAGAUUCUCUCCAGGUAGCAAUAAGCAGUAGUUCUCAAUCCUGUCUGUGUCACCAGGGCUCGCUUUCAAGUUUCAGAAGUGCUCUUAGAAGGUUCUUGCUCAGUCCACAAGUCUGGCCCGUGUGCUCCAUAACCUGGCUGGGUUUAAAAUCCAAGACAGUAGCUUUUAAUGUCAAUUAACAGGUUUUUCUUAGUUUCCUUCCCUGUCUCUCUCUGAGUGCACCAGCCCUUGUUUGGGGUUUUAUUCACCAGGCCCAUGAGGGGUCAGGUGUGUGCAGUAUCUACCCUGUGGUUUCCUGUUACUGUCUGGGAGACACAGUUGCAAAGUUCAGGUGAAGGGCUUCUAAAACCUUGUUUUCUUGAGGGAUUUUUUAAGCUCCUAAUCUGAUAUUCCCCCAAAACUUGACCAAAAUGACUUUACAUAGAUGGGUGACUUGGGAAGGACUCCACUGUGUUGGAUCCUUGGAAGGAAAUGUGUGUCAAGUCUGCCUAGCAGGGUGUCCCUGUGAGUAAUGACAGAAAGGACACACCCCAGGAAGGAACUGGUGUAAAUGAGACUUAAAAUCACCUGCUUCAUCCAGUACUUUAUGCAUAAGGCCCAACCUUUCAUAAUCUCUGCUAUUACUUCAUAUUAAAUGUUGCUAACUUUCUUUUCUAGCACUGUCUUCUGUUUCCAUUCAUUAGUCUGUCUGUUUACAGCCUCUUUGACCUUGUGAUUAGUAUUGUUUGCUUGUUUUUUCACAGAAUACCAUUAAUUUUGGUUCUUAAUUGCAUAAAAAUUAGGAAUCUGAUUUUCCAAAGCAUGCUCAUACCUGCAUUUGCUCUUACUGUAUUUACAGAUGUUAUCUUGGGUAUAUGUACAGGUUUGUGUGUAGCUUUUCAUUUCUGUCUAGACUUAAGUUACUUAAACUCCUUCAUCUUCGGAGUAAUUCGUACACUAAGGAAAAAUUUUACUUCCCCCAGCCUGUUUUCAUGGAGCUGCUAUUGCUGUAGUUUAAAUAAAGGUAUUGUGAACCUUUGGGACA
Apus apus (common swift) is the source of this 3488-nucleotide messenger RNA. RefSeq names its product zinc finger and BTB domain containing 6 (gene ZBTB6). The coding region runs from base 62 to 1345 and encodes 427 amino acids. NCBI's taxonomy places the organism in Eukaryota, Metazoa, Chordata, Aves, Apodiformes, Apodidae. Gene Ontology annotation, biological process: regulation of transcription by RNA polymerase II. Gene Ontology annotation, molecular function: RNA polymerase II cis-regulatory region sequence-specific DNA binding; DNA-binding transcription factor activity, RNA polymerase II-specific; protein binding. The transcript has a single exon. The record is from RefSeq and is a predicted model, not a curated record.